Molecule: messenger RNA, 1070 nt
Organism: Limanda limanda (common dab)
Lineage: Eukaryota; Metazoa; Chordata; Actinopteri; Pleuronectiformes; Pleuronectidae
Product: dynein light chain Tctex-type 3-like
Exons: 5
Coding region: 76-417 (113 amino acids)
Biological process (GO): microtubule-based movement
Cellular component (GO): cytoplasm; kinetochore; cytoplasmic dynein complex
Molecular function (GO): dynein intermediate chain binding
Source: RefSeq, a predicted model, not a curated record
UCCACCGGAAGUGCUAAGCGACAACAAUCUGAACAACAGACAGGGAAGCAGACGUUUGUGUCUGUGGUGGAAACGAUGGAGGAAUUUAACUCUGGAGAUGAGGUUGUGUUCAAUCCCGAUGAGGCCACUGUCUCAGUUAAAGAGUGUAUUGAAGGUGUCCUCGGAGGGACAGAUUAUAAUCAGAAUCAAGUGAACCAGUGGACGGCCGGUAUAGUGGAGCACUCACUGACACACCUGGUGAAACAGGGACGCUCGUUCAAAUACAUAGUAAACUGUACCAUCAUGCAGAAGAGCGGUGCUGGACUCCACACGGCCAACUCCUGCUUCUGGGACACUGCCACUGACGGAAACUGCACAGUGAGGUGGGAGAAUCGCACCAUGUACUGUGUGGUCAGUGUGUUUGCUGUGGCGCUGUGAUCGCGGCACAGAGCUUUGUCCUGCUCUUUCCUCUCGUACAGUCACACGGUGACCAAGAAGCAAGGAAGAUCCUCAGGUGGACGUCAACGUACAAGUGGCUUGUUUCUUCCCACAGGCAGGAAAUGCAUAACGUCAAAAUAACAGUUGUGGUUUGUGAGACUAGUCAGCAUUUGGCGGAUUCGUCUACGAGAAUAAGUUGCAAAGUCGUAGUCAGUGUUAGCCUUGUGGUUUUGUUUUAACACUAAAUAUUGUCCCAAUACUCUUUCCUUAAAUGUAGAAACUUGAUUUGUCCUUAUCCUUCAUUACAUUCCCAAACCGACAGGACUGAACAGUUGCUAGAGAAAAGUUUCCCAUUUAUUAAGAUGAGAAGUUUUGAUUGAUACUGAAUUACUUAUGUAAAGUGUUUAUGCCCGUCUGCAUUUGUCUUCUUGAUAUUUAUAUUGGUCUGUAGCUGUGCAGGUAGGAGGGAGUUUAUUCAAAGGGUGGAGACGUUUAAAUGAUCCGUCCCAAAAAACCAAGGCACUUUUCCAAGAUGUUUUCCCUCAGAAAUUGAAAUGUUUAUCUGUAUGUUGAGUUUAUUGAAGCUGUUUGUCAAUUAACCAAGAACUGACCAUGAACUGUGGAUUCAUUAAAUGUAUUCAGACAAACACAAA